AUGGCUAGUAAAGCACCGAAGUCUCGGUGUUACAGCAUGACUGCUUCCGCAGACUUCAGAUUUGUUUGUUCCGUUGGGCAAAAAACCCUAGGUGAAACCUACACUCAGGAAAUAGCCGAGAAGAUACAUCUGUUACCUGGAAAACAUCACCUUCGUUACAUAGCAAAGACAGAUAAAUUACUUCUACAACGAAGAGCCAUCACGAACAUGAAAGAGUUUAAGAAACAUCGUAAUGAGAAUAAGAAAGCCCGCAGUGCUUUGAGACAUCUGAGAGAGAAUAGUGAAGGUGUUACCUAUGGGAGUAAUUGUGGUCUAUUGAUUCAGUCUGAUGUGCCUGAUGAGAAAGAGAAUCAAGAGAUAGAGGCUGAUGAUGGAAUCGAUUCUUUCAUCCUAUUCGAUUUGAAAACAUCCAGUUUAAGACGAGACUGCGAUAUAUUGCAAAUUGCAGCUGUAUGUGGUCAAGAUAGCUUUGAUAUUUAUAUCAAUCCUAGGCAACCAAUUGCUCCAAGUGCAUCGGCAGUGACUGGUCUCAUGAACUGCAAUGGGACUCUUCUGUUACAUGGGAAGUUUGUACAAUCUGUAGCAUUGAAAGUUGCUCUCGAGAAAUUUUUGGAGUGGAUUGAAAAUUUGGGGAAGAGUAUUUUGAUAGCUCAUAAUUUGGGUUUUGAUGGUCCCAGAUUGUAUGACUCAAUCAAAAAAUACAACCUUGAGGAUAAGUUUUCCACCGUAGUUCAUGGAUUCUUGGACACACUGCCACUCAUUAGAUCUAUAACGGGUAAGAAGGGCAAGGGGGAAUGCUCUCCGGGUGGGCUAGCCAAAUGUCUAAAUGUCGUUGGUAUUGGGGAUCACAAUGCCAUUAUUGAUUGUAAAAUUUUAUCAAGAAUAUUGUAUGCAUUGAAAAUUUCAAACACAAUGUUACUGAAUAAUGUAAAAAUUUACAAUGAGAAAGUCGAUGAAUGGAAUCAUCAAGAUCAAAAUGAUGUUUACCUAACCCAAUUGCAACCUCUGGAAAAUGUUUUGGGAGUUGCCACUCGUACGAAAUUGCCUGCUGCUGCUAUCACGCUUACAGAUCUCAAUAACGUACAUUCCAUGCUUGGAGGUGAUGGAGUUAUCAAUUUGUUCAAAGAAAACAUUAAGAAUAAAUCGAUGGCUCCAAUUCAAGCAAGAUGA
Diachasma alloeum is the source of this 1170-nucleotide messenger RNA. Its product is annotated as DNA polymerase III PolC-type-like. The transcript has a single exon. Lineage: Eukaryota; Metazoa; Arthropoda; Insecta; Hymenoptera; Braconidae. The record is from RefSeq and is a predicted model, not a curated record. Bases 1 to 1170 code for a protein of 389 amino acids. Gene Ontology annotation, molecular function: nucleic acid binding; 3'-5' exonuclease activity.